This is a messenger RNA of Chelmon rostratus (copperband butterflyfish), 4220 nucleotides long. It is a transcript of the gene nek6, whose product is annotated as NIMA-related kinase 6. Gene Ontology annotation, biological process: protein phosphorylation. Lineage: Eukaryota; Metazoa; Chordata; Actinopteri; Chaetodontiformes; Chaetodontidae. Gene Ontology annotation, molecular function: ATP binding; protein kinase activity. Bases 237 to 1166 code for a protein of 309 amino acids. The transcript is spliced from 11 exons. The record is from RefSeq and is a predicted model, not a curated record.
AGUUGCCAUGUUUACAUUAGCUGCACAUACAGAAACAUGUUCCUAACUAACAGCUAGUCAUCUCUGUCUCGACUGGUGCCCGCUAAGCUUCGUGUUUUAUCAGCCUGACGGCUUUUACUCAAGAUGCCCUUCUUCAGGCUUCCACUGGAUCCCAGUCCCAGGCCAACUGGGCCAGGCCGCACUCCUGGCCCGGUUUACAGCCAUGACCAAGAGUAGUGGGUAGGUGUGAUGAUACCAUGGAGGCACAGAACAACAACCAACCCACGUUAGACAACCACAACAAUUUCUACAAGAUAGCUGGUCAAGAGGAUCAGAAAAACAUGCCAAGCUAUAAGUACUGCUGCACUCUGGCAAACUUCCGGAUUGAAAAGAAGAUUGGUCGGGGCCAGUUCAGUGAGGUCUACAAAGCCACAUACCUGCUGGAGGGACAGCUGGUUGCACUCAAGAAAGUCCAGAUCUUUGAGAUGAUGGAUGCCAAGGCUCGUCAGGACUGCAUCAAAGAGAUAGACCUGCUGAAGCAGCUGAAUCACCCCAAUGUAAUCAAGUACCUAGACUCCUUUAUUGAAGACAAUGAGCUCAACAUUGUUCUGGAGCUGGCAGAUGCUGGAGAUCUGUCCCAGAUGAUAAAGUACUUCAAGAAGAAGAGGCGACUCAUUCCAGAGAGGACUAUAUGGAAAUAUUUUGUGCAGCUCUGCAGUGCCUUGGAGCACAUGCAUUCACGCAGAGUAAUGCACCGUGAUAUCAAGCCAGCCAACGUGUUCAUAACAGCCACAGGGGAGGUAAAGCUGGGUGAUCUGGGAUUAGGCCGCUUCUUCAGCUCUAAAACCACGGCAGCACACUCUUUAGUGGGGACACCUUAUUACAUGUCACCGGAAAGGAUCCAUGAGAACGGAUACAAUUUUAAGUCAGAUAUCUGGUCCCUGGGAUGUCUUCUGUAUGAGAUGGCAGCGCUGCAGAGUCCGUUCUAUGGGGACAAGAUGAACCUCCUCUCCCUCUGCCAGAAGAUUGAGCAGUGUGAUUACCCUCCACUCCCUCCUGACCAUUACUCCGAGAAGCUGCGGAACCUGGUUAGCAUGUGCAUCAGCCCGGAUCCAGACCAGCGGCCGGACAUUGUCUUUGUGCUGCAGAUUGCCAAGCAGAUGCACAUGUGGACUUCCAGCACCUGAGCACCAUUUCUGCUCCAAGCCGGCGCUCUGCUCAGCCUGAGGAUCUCAAACCACUAGAAGUAAGCUCUGCCUGGUCUUGCAGAAAAUUGUUUGCUUUGCCCUCAUCUCGACAGGAGGAAGCCAUGGAAAGACUUGCGCGAGUGGGCUGUGAUGUUUUGACAUCCAAACAGCCACUUAUUUUCUGUCAUGGAGGAUGUGAGGAAGUGCAUUCGUGGUGUAGCACUCGUGGAGAGUGGAGUUUAUGAAACCACACUUGUUCAUGUGAGAGGCGAUCGCAUUUAUGCCAAUUUUUUAGCUAAAUAUAGAGAGCUGUGUCUCACUAUGAUCGCAGAUUUCUCCAAGCUUUUUUGUAUAACUCCACGGGUUGCAUUCCAAGUUCAUACCGUUUGUAUCAGGUAAGUGUGCGCUGUAAAGCUGGGCAAUUUGAAUAUUUAUCAAUCUAUUGUCUAUCAAUGUAAUCAUAUACGUUUUUUUAUCUUCUCAAUUUAAGUACAUCAUUUAUGGUCUAAGAGGAAAAUUAGUGAACUGUUGUAACUGUUUAGUAACUGUUGCUUGCAGUGAGUCUAAUUGUGAUGGAGGUCAGCUAGACAACUUCACACGUGAUCCAUACAUAUAUUUCUAUCCAACGUUCUUCUGUGUGGAAGCCGGAGUGACUGUGGUGAUUUCUAACUUUUCUAGGUCCAGAAUCUCAAGAUAAUAAUUUCAUUUUUAUUCAUUAUUUCAUGACUUUUUGGCCACUUGUGUCAGCACAACAAGCUGUAACCACAACACUGAUAGUUGUGUAAUAAAGUUGUUAUGGUGAACAUGUUAGCAAACAGUUUCCUAUUUAAACAUCUACCAGACACAGAACAGCAUUAGCGUUUAUAUUCACUGUCUUUUAGCUCUGUUUUGAUCUCCACCGACUCCUGAGAAAAAUAUCUGACUCUUUAGCUGCUCCACUAAAUUCAUCAGCUGGUCUCUAACUUUGCAUCGUCUUAAUACCAACACUUGCAGUAUUUACAGGAGGUCAGGUGCCUACUAAGACUAAGAGAGAGUGGAGGUUUAUCAGAGCUCAGUGGGACGCAGCCGGAUAAUGAGGCCAUCUUGCCCUUCAUGCAAAUACAAACACGUGGAUCAGUGGUGCUCAGGUGCUUUACUUUGAUUUUAUAUUCACAGAGCUGAUAAGUAGGAUCACAGCGUUCCUCACUCAGCCUGUGAAAACAGCAGCAUACUGUCCUCUGGAGGAACUUCAGCAAAUCAGAGCAUCAGAGUAACCCUGUGAUGUCAUCAGGGUUAUCUUGGGUAUGCAGACUGCAGAUUAACAACAGAAAGCCUGAGUGAUAAACUGGAGACACAGAAUUUAAAACAUAGGGUAGUGAUUUUAUUGAGUUGCAUGAUGGGAAAAAUAGCAUCCAGUGCCUCUGGAGCUUGAGCCAUUCUGUAGACCAGCAGUCAGGGUACUGCAGGCUCUGCUGCUCCUGGUUUGACCAUUUUUUUAAAUGCCUUGCAAGUCCCCCAACAUUAAAGAAUUACUGUAACAGGACAAGUCAUGAUCGCACUGUUACCUCAGACAGUUCAGUUGUGAUCUUAAGAUAAUGGGCCUAAAAAAAAAUCAUCACCAUCAUCAUCCACCACAGCCUCUUGGCUUCCAGUUGUCUGAAUUUAUUUUCUUAUUGCCCAGUCUCAGUGUGUGAACUGAGUCGUCGUCCUUGCUCCUGGAUGUAAUAAUCCCAAACUUUGCCGCCUCUGCCUUUAUUCUUGUGGCUCCUUAGUUUAAGGUACACUAUGCAGGAAUGGUCGGUUACUGUUUGUGUAUACAGCAUUCAGACUUGACCCCCCCCUCCUCGACACCAGAUGCAAACUGCUUGUAUGUACACUGCAAGCUACUAGCAAUGUCAUCCCCAUCCUCUCUUCAGUGCUCACCAGCCGAUGAAGGCCGACCCCAGAUUCAUGCUCAUUGUGGAAUGUGCUUUGUCUGCUUGGCGUUUCGCUAUAUUUGCGUUUUUUUUAUCACAGUGUCAGACAUAUUUACUUGCUUACUUUUUAUAAUGUCCUGACCUGACCUGCGUGCUGUUAUUGGCCAAUUGCUCACAGGCCGCAGCCCAGAAAUGUCCCAACCACAGGAAAAUAAGAAGAAAAUCAGAAAACACAGGCAGAGGGCACACACUGCUAAUGGGUCAGAAGUGAUGAUUGAGAAGGAUUACUUUUGUAUGAGUCUGUACAUUGUUUCUUAGGGAAAUCCUGCACAGCAUACCUUUAACUCAGUGUAUUUUGAAUUUGUGACAAUUUUCAUGUUGCCUUAAUACUUCUAUCAUGCAUCUCAUUGUAUUGUUGAUAGUGGAAUGAAGAAGGAAAGAAAAGCAUCUUUUGUUUGAGUAAAGGACAAACCUUGCAAUAAAAAGAUUUAGAACUUAGAUCGUCAUCAUUAUUCCUGGGAAACUGAAGAAAUAACACAAUAUUGUUCAUUACAAACCUGUUUUAUCAGAGUAACAGUUGGUUCGAUGGUGGUGGGUGUUAAAUGUUCCAAAGAUGUUGCAUAUGACUGCAGUUUUUUGAGAUGUACUACCAGAAUGCAGUUUAGGACCUUGUUCAAAGUGUUUAUAUGUGCACGUAAGGACCAUUGUUACUGUGAACCUGUGAACACUGUUCAAGUUAGAUGCUGUGAAAGUCAUUUUGAUCGAUAGCACUAAACAAGAACAUGUUUAAAAAUGUCCUUAAGGAGCAUAUCUAUUGCACAUUGCCUUACCACACAGGAUAACUGAACAUUAUUUUAUUCAUUUGGUAAUGACAGCUCGGAUUCUGUGCUGAUAGAGUUAAUGUAUUACGUACACAGGAAAGGGGAAAGUUUAGUUUUCAUCAUGUUUAGCCAACUUAUUUCUUGUUUCUUUGUCUUCCAUCUACUGUACUCAUUGAAUUGUGACUUUUCACUCCAAGUAUUGUGCCACUAUGUUUUUAGCUACUGUACCUUUCUGUGCAGCAUGGCAUCAGUUUAGCUCUGUGGAAUCGCCGUCAAGUGCUUCCUGCUUGCAUUCGUAGUAAAGUGUCUUUCAAAUUAAAGAUGCAGAGGAAGCUCUU